CACCCUCUUCCUGGUCUAAAGCCUGCCUGGCUCUCUCGUGUUACUAUAUUAGUCAAGCUAAUCCCUCUGUGAUUAUCACAGGAAGACUUGUCUCCCUUCUUGUAUAUGGGGAUAAUCAGUGAAUUACACCAACCCGAUGGGACUUCUUCUGAUUCCCAGACGCUGCCUAGUACCUCAGUUAAUCGAGACAGUUUUAAGACAGUAUACAAUUCAGUUCUAGCAAGUAGUAGUAGUGUAACGACAGAAGACAAGGCCAGUCAGGUAACAUAUCUUUUAUUGAGAAAAUCAACACAUACUUAUAGAUUUUUGUGUACAUUAUUAUUAGGGUUAUUGCUAGCAGAAAAGCAAUGUCUUCUGAUUGGUUGUUUUCCUGCUGAAGGUUAUUCGAUCAUCUCUUUGUUGCCGUCUCUCAGAUAGUUCGGUUGAUCUCUGCCGAAAUCUCAGUACGGAUACAAGGGGGGGUUAGUUUCACAUACGCCAGUUUACUCCGUCUCUGGCUUAGUAGACGUGAUAUCCGGUUGGCUAUCGAC
Messenger RNA from Trichobilharzia regenti, 530 nucleotides. Lineage: Eukaryota; Metazoa; Platyhelminthes; Trematoda; Strigeidida; Schistosomatidae. The record is from the annotation of a GenBank genome assembly.